Austrofundulus limnaeus is the source of this 7674-nucleotide messenger RNA. RefSeq names its product adenylate cyclase type 9. NCBI's taxonomy places the organism in Eukaryota, Metazoa, Chordata, Actinopteri, Cyprinodontiformes, Rivulidae. Gene Ontology annotation, molecular function: adenylate cyclase activity. The record is from RefSeq and is a predicted model, not a curated record. Gene Ontology annotation, biological process: adenylate cyclase-activating G protein-coupled receptor signaling pathway; intracellular signal transduction; cyclic nucleotide biosynthetic process. Gene Ontology annotation, cellular component: plasma membrane. The transcript is spliced from 11 exons. Bases 2181 to 6512 code for a protein of 1443 amino acids.
AGUCAUAUAUCUCAUGUGUUUUGUGUAAAUGAUGUGAACUAACUCAUGUUUUAUUUUUUUAAGUUUUUAAAACUUUUAUAACAUUAUAACAGAGCUUCCUGUCUCUUCAUGGCUCUUUUGGUGGGCCACUGCAGGACUUUUGUGGCCCCCAUGGCCCACCCCCCUGUACUAAUAAUUUCUGGAAGUGCCACUGCUUGACUUCUCAUUGUCAGACAAUAAAAGGGUCUUAAAGAAAAGAAAGCAACACGCAGCAGUUUUAGUUUUCCAGUUGUGUUGAAGACGCCACCGGAAGCAGUGUGUGCCCACCAGUGCGGCCAGCUUCACGGCUGCAGCUCCUCCAGCAGCCGGCCCCAAACCUUUCCGACCCGGGCACAACGAAGAUGGUGGCGGUGGUGGGAGAAGCACGGUCUCCUGGAUGAGAUGGUUUCAGUUCAGAGCUAACUGGGAGCUGCUGGGGGAGAAGGGAGCCGACCAGUGGCGGACGGAAGAGGACGCAGCCGGAGCGCAGCGGCGCACUGCUGUGUUUGUUGGACACAAGCGUGCCAGAGAAAACUAGAGCUGCCAGGACCUGACGACCUGCUUCAAACAAGAAGCGUUUUUUUAUUUUGAUUUUCUUUGUUUUGUUGGAUGAUCUGAACUGGGCCAGUCCCAGUCUCGCUCUGUGGGUUUUCUCCUCCAGAGGAAUGCGGGCUGAGGAAAGCCCAGCCUCAGCUCCAAACCAGCACAGACUCUGAGAGUCUUCUCCAAACGCAGGAAACACGGCCUGGAAAAGAAAAGUAAAAAACUUCAGAGCCUUCUGGAGACGAGAAGGACGAUCUUUGACGCUCUGCACGCGUUUCACCAGCUGGUUGUCUCCUAACGCGUCAGGACGCUUCACGUUUGACGGGAAAAGUUUGAGGAAGAAGAAAAAAACCAAGCUGCGGCUGCUGGUCGUGUUGUUUGCAAGAGUUUUGAUCAUCACUAUUUAUAGAGCAGCCUGUUCCGAGGCUGCGCCCCAGAGCUGCAUGUUUGGCCAAACUGCGCGCAACAAGUUGCAGACACUCCCAGCAGAGGWGAAGGCAGCUGAAACUGGGCCAGUGGAGAUACCUUUUCUUUUUUUCCUUUUUUAAGGAUUAUGUCUGUUUGAAUAGGACAGCCCUCCUGAAACCCUCUUUUUUUUAAAAGCAGGGAGAGGUGGGGCGGGUGGAGAGGGGACCAGUGCAGACUGGGACAGGGAGUUCAGGAAAGAACGGGGCUGGAUCCGUGGGAACAGGCCUGCCUGUGUCAGGCCUCUGAUCCGGACAACUCUGCAUGUUUGGUGGGACUGCUCAGCCCCUCCAUGGCCCUCUGUCCACACACUGAGCCAUGCUGGAGAGCUGAGGUCCUGGGAGGUAAAGCCUUUGUAAUUAUACAUCACCCACUUUUUUAUUGACUGCAUUUUCUGUGCAAAACACUUCCUGUGUGCAGGCUUGAUGAAACUGUGUCUCUUUUUGAGAUAAUUUAAAAAUAAUUUUGUAUUACGCAGUUUGCUGCUCAUGAGGUUUUGUCUGAAAGGCAGUGUGAAAUGUUCAUGUUCAGAUAAGAAGAGUAACUUUUGGAGCUUCUUGCACAUCUGUUGACAGCUGGAUGUGCUCUGUCAAACAAACACCCAUCGAAGUCCCUUGUUUCAGACUGAUGGGGCACGGGGACAUUUGUCUCUUACUAAAAUAAAUAUUGCUUCGUUCAGAGGAGAGGAGAUCAUCUGUCAGCAUCAGAGCUGCAUCACAGAAGCUGUCCUCUCCGAGAAGGAUGCUGAGCUCAGGAGGCAGAGGAGGGAUGACUGGGGGGAGACAAGCCCGGCUCGUGUUCUGGAGCUGGGGGUGGAUGUGAGUGAAGCCAGGCAGCAGAUCAUGGUGAGCUCAAGAAACUGGAACAGCGCGUCUUGUGUGAGUGCGUGUGCACGCCGCUGGCGCCGCGUGCGUCGCCGAUCCGUCUGUGCCGUGCUCACCAUUCAUGCAGUGUGAAUAUUUCAACAAACACGUUUUAUUUUUGCUCUCCCUCCCCCUUCUCCCCCACUCUGUCUGUCACUCCAUCAUCGUUUCGCCUGCUUCCUCCGUGCCACACGCCUGUGAUUGUCAGAGGAACGUCAGAAGAAAUCAUUUAGAUUUGAUAUCUCUGUGUCGCCCCCACCCCCCACCCCUCUACACGUCAGACCAGUCAACAUGGCCACUCUGCAACAGCACCGGCAGCUUCUUGGCACGGAGGUGAGCUGCGGCUCUGACGGGGACGGCGCGGUCACGGUUCGGAUUGCCAACAACUCCACGCAUCACCAUGAGGCGCCUCGGGGUGCCAGCAGUGGAGCAGCAGGACGAGGAGGAGGCUGUGGGGCUGCCAACAGAGUGAACCCUACCCUCCACAAAUACAGCAUCUCCUCCAGCUUUAGCUCAGCUGACUCCAGACCAGCCAUGACCUCCACCUCCAGGGUGAAGAAGAAAGCCCCGCCGCUGUUUGAACGCUCAGCCGCUCAGUGCUGGGACCCCAAGUUYGACUCCCCCAUCCUGGAGGAGGUCUGCCAAAAAGGGUGCUUUCCUCAAACGCAGCAAAGGUUUCGAUACGUCUUGUUCUACCUGGCAGUGGCAUCUGUACUGUGGGGCGUGUACUUCCUGGUCAACAGUGACCGCUGCUGCCCCAGGACCUUCCUUGCACCCACUGCCUCCUUUUUGGCCUUCCUUGUACUCCUCCUCUUGUUCACCUUCACCAAGCCUUACACGUGGCUGUACAACCAGACCUCUUUGCUCUUAAUAGCCAUCACGUUUGCCAUCACAUUAGCUCCGCAAAUACAAACUGCUGGCUACAACUGGGCUGCUGGUGGGAACACCUCAUAUUUCUCUCUGAACAAAGAAGCCAUGCCUCAGAUCCCGUGCAUCUCCCCCGUUGGCACCUUUUCUCUGUGCAUGGAGGUUCUGUUGCUGUUAUACAGUGUCCUCCAUGUUCGUCUGUAUGCCUCAGUGAUGCUGGGGCUUCUCUAUUCUGUGUUAUUUGAGGCUAUGGGAUGGCUUCCAUUGCUUCAGAAAAGCUAUGAUGCUACUGGAAAAGUGUCCAGUUUGGAAGACACGCUCCUCUGGUUGGGACCUGGUAAAUGUCUGCUCCACUUGUGUGCUCACGUCAUCGGCAUCCACCUGUUCAUCAUGUCAGAGGUGCGUUCCCGUAGCACGUUCCUCAAAGUGGGCCAGGCGAUCAUGCACGGUAARGAACUAGAGGUGGAGAAGGCCUUGAAAGAGCGUAUGAUCCACUCUGUCAUGCCGAUGAGAGUCGCAGACGAGCUGAUGAAGCAGGGUGACGACGAGGGUGGUGGCGAGAACUCCGGCAAGAGAUAUUCCUCUGGUGCCUGCUCCGCCUCGGCCGUCACAGUAGGCGUAAGAGGAAGCGGCGGAGCUCUACAAUCUCAAAGCGCCAUGAGUUCCAAAAACAACAAUCACAUACGCAAAAAGACUUCAAUACCCCGAGCUCAACUAAUAUUUCGRCCCUUCAACAUGAAACGCAUGGAACCUGUCAGCAUCCUCUUUGCAGACAUCGUCGGCUUCACCAAAAUGUCGGCCAAUAAAUCCGCACCGGCUCUAGUGGGCCUCCUUAAUGACCUGUUUGGACGUUUCGACAGACUCUGUGAACUAACCUUCUGCGAGAAGAUCAGCACUCUGGGAGACUGCUACUACUGUGUGGCGGGCUGCCCCGAGCCCAGAACGGACCACGCCUACUGCUGUGUGGAGAUGGGCUUGGGCAUGAUCCAGGCCAUCGAGCAAUUCUGUCAGGAGACAUGUGAAACCGUCAACAUGCGUGUUGGUGUCCACACAGGCACUGUCCUGUGUGGGAUCCUGGGGAUGAAGCGCUUCAAAUUUGACGUAUGGUCCAAUGACGUCAAUCUGGCAAACUUGAUGGAGCAGCUGGGUGUGGCAGGGAAGGUCCACCUGUCAGAAGCUACAGCUGAAUUUCUGGAUGACCGGUACCAGAGAGAGGACGGGCAGGUGGCGGAGCGAGCUGGACAGAGCGUUCUGGAGAAACUGAAGGGGAUGAGAACCUACCUGAUCUCAGGGAGAAGGCAGCAGUGUGGCUGUGCUCAGACGGGACUACCAGGUGGAGAGCCUGAGCUGUCCUGCCCUCAACACUGUACGCCAGACCUGAUUCUUGGAGGGGCACAGCCUGCAGAGUCCCAGCUGUUCCAGAAACCACCAGAUAAAGCUUGGACUCCAUGUGUUUUCCACAGUGCUGCGCGGUCUGCUGUGACAGAGCAGGGGGAUGAUGUGGCUGUGCUGAACGGCUGCCAGGAAGAACACAGGCCCGGCAGUGCCAAGCUUUUCCCAGGUCACAGCCUGAGGGCCGCCAAUGGUCUGCUAAGCCCUCCGCUGGAGGAUGCAGUGCGUGCCAGCCAGAAUUCACUGUGCGACAUCCUCCAGGAGAAAGAAAAGAAGACCAGCACGAGCACGGGAACUGGCACCAGCCUCGGCAUGACCGGAGGCAUGGCGGGAGCAGGCACGAGCAUGGAUCACUCUGCCCUCAUCCAGCUGCGUGCCAAGAACUGCAAGCAGAAGACCGAUGCUAACUUUGUGGAAGUUAUCAGGGAGAACAGUCUGAUGAAGAAUGACUUUUUCAAGCCACCGAUUAACAAGAUCAGCCUGAACUUUCUCGAGCAGCCUCUGGAAAAAGCGUACCGCAGCAGCUACAAGGAGGAGGUGAGGAAGCGGGUUCAGGUGCAGACGUUUGCCAGUCCCACCUUCAGCUCCUUCCUGGAUGUUCUCCUCAGCUGUUUUGUCUUCCUGGCCUUGACUCUGGCCUGCUUCCUGCCGUCUCUGGUGAACCCAGUUCUGGUGGGCCCCCCAGCACUUGCUGCUCUGAUCCUGGCUCCCGUGGCUGGUCUGCUGGAGUUGGCAUCACUGGUGCUCUCCAUACGCAUGACGUUUUAUCUGGACGAGCUGAUGAGCUGUACUCGCUCCUUGGCCCUGUUUGUCUCAGGGUGGGUGUCUCGUCACGUGAUCGGGGCCGUGUUAGUGUCCCUCCCUGCCAUCUCUGUCCUGUCACAUGUCAGCGUCCACCUUCCCCUGCAGGUGACCAUGUUCUUGAGCUGUGCCACCAUCCUGGCCAUCAUUCAGUAUUGUAACUUCUGUCAGCUGAGUUUUUGGAUGCGCUCUAUCUUUGCCACUACCACAGGAGUUGCUCUUCUGCUGCUGUUGUACAGCCCCCUGCACAGCUCRAGUAAUAACAGCGUUCCAGUUCAUGGAUGGAACACCUCAGCUCCGACUGAAGACUCUCCAGAAUCAGGACCAUACUUUCCUCCACCGCUUUUUAAUGUUUUGGUCCCAGAGGCCAUCCUUGCCUUUUUCUUGCUUCUGCUCCUGGUCUGGUUCCUGAAUCGUGAGUUUGAGGUCAGCUACCGUCUCCAUUAUCAUGGCAACGUGGAGGCUGACAAGCACCGCUCCAACAUCCAGAUGAUGCGAGACCAAGCUGAGUGGUUACUGGGCAACAUCAUCCCCAUCCAUGUCGCUGACCAGCUCAAGGAGACCCAAAGCUACUCUAAGAACCACGACAAUGUGGGCGUGAUCUUUGCCAGCAUUGUUAACUUCAGCGAGUUCUACGAAGAGACCUACGAGGGAGGAAAAGAGUGCUAUCGUGUCCUGAAUGAGCUGAUCGGGGACUUUGAUGAACUCCUUCGGAAGCCUGAAUUUCGAAGCGUGGAAAAGAUUAAAACGAUCGGUUCCACCUACAUGGCAGCGUCGGGUCUGAACGUGCAGCAGAUUGCCGAGGGCGACGACGAUUCUCCGCACGCUCACCUGAGGGCGCUUUUCAACUUCGCCCUGGAGAUGAUGGGCGUCCUGGACGAUUUCAACAAGAACAUGCUGGGCUUCGGUUUCAAGCUCCGCAUUGGAUUUAACCACGGUCCCCUGACAGCGGGGGUGAUCGGCACAACGAAGCUGUUUUACGAUAUCUGGGGUGACACGGUGAAUAUCGCCAGUCGCAUGGAUUCAACUGGUGUGGAGUGCCGGGUGCAAGUGAGUGAGGGAAGCCAUGCGGUGCUCAGUGCCAUGGGGCUAGAGUUUGACUACAGAGGCACAGUCAACGUUAAAGGCAAAGGCCAAAUGAGGACCUAUCUCUACCCCCACAGUGGGGAAAGUGCGUGUCAGGAUCGAACAGAGCUGGCAGUUCGAGCUAUGCCAUCACCUGCCUACAAGACUKCAGUUUCUGUUGCUCAGGCAGGUGGUCAUCCUGCCUCACCUUCCGGUCCUCAACCCCAUGGCACUGUAAGGCCUCCAGGAGCAGGGCCUGAGACCGCCCCAGUUCAACACGCAGCGGCGAGGGAAGAAGGAUACAGGGACGUUGUGCACCAAACAGGGCGAUCCUCUGACGCAGAUCUUCACACCCGUUCUGAGCCAGAUGUCAGUGCUCCACGAGCGUCCUCUCAAGUGCACCCCACUCCUCUCACACUUCAUGAGGACGAGGAGGAGGAGGAGGAGGAGGCCAGUGAGCUUACAAGACUCAAUGAGGAGUUUUAUUCUCGCCUCUGAUCACUAAUCUCCUCUUCCUACAUUUUCUACUGCCGUUCUUUCCCCGAGCUGCUGCCUCUCUAGAACCAAUUACAGAUGUGGGCUGGAGAUCCCUUCUUUUAGGCAAAAUGUCUUUGACGCAAGAAGAAUAACCAACAAAAAAAACGUGGAUUUGGUGGCCGCUGACAUCUUUGGUGGGAGUGUUGCCCGAGUGCUGGGGUGGGUUAGACCUGUGUUGAGCACAGCAGUUUAUCACGAUGACAGAGUUAGGAGGGAAAAAACRGACUUUUUUAAAUGUUUGUGCAUUUUCUUAUCAUUGUUUUUAUUAAGUGCCUUCAGGAGGAGAGCCUUGAACAAACAAAUAUGAAUCCUGGACAAGAUUCAAUCAUCUAAACAACAGAGGAUCCUACGGUUUCUUACUCUACGCUUUUGUUUUGAAUUCAAAUAUUUCCUUAUAAAGCAUUGUUGUUGUGUUAUAAAUGUCAAUAAGGGAAAAAAAACAACAUUUUUAAAUUUAUAUAAGUGCCAUUGCAGUAUGUUGGGCUGAAAAAGAAAUCAUGGGAGGAAAAAAAAGAGGAAAAAUCACAACACAGUGUUAGUUUAUGUCCUCUGCUUAAAUACAGCAUUUAGUUCUUCCAGAGAUUCAUUUCCAAGGGGACAUGCUACGUAAGACCAGCUGCAUAGAUUUCAGUUUAUGUAGCAGCUAAACGCACAUUUUCAGCACAGCUCUUGCACAGUGUUUUUUUUUCUUCCUUUAGACCACUUGUAUUUAGUAGUGAUUACUGCUUAAUGGUUCACAAGAUUUAACAACAGUUUUGUACAAUUUAAAAAAGCACAAAAUCACAAAAGGGAAUACAGAUCUGGAGGAAUGUGAUGUUUUUAAAAUCUGAACACCAGUAUGAAAGUAGGACGGCACUUUAAACGUACCAGCGACACCGAGAUUUGUCUUACUGACGAUGCGACACUCAUCUCCUGCAGACCUGAAACAUCCAGAGGCAUAAAGAGGAAAACAGAAGUCACAACUUUAAUUUAAGCUAUAAUAUUAUCUUUUCACAGGUGAAGAGGGAGGAAAUUGUGAACGUAAAAGGAGUUUUUAAUUUGUGGAUUUUUGUGCGCUUAUGGAAGAAACAUGUAUCUCCUUGGUAUAAAAAUAUAAACAUGAUUGGCCAAUGAGACACAAUAA